This is a messenger RNA of Calypte anna (Anna's hummingbird), 3212 nucleotides long. It is a transcript of the gene SPRTN, whose product is annotated as SprT-like N-terminal domain. The transcript has 5 exons. The record is from RefSeq and is a predicted model, not a curated record. Lineage: Eukaryota; Metazoa; Chordata; Aves; Apodiformes; Trochilidae. Gene Ontology annotation, molecular function: metalloendopeptidase activity; polyubiquitin modification-dependent protein binding; single-stranded DNA binding. Gene Ontology annotation, cellular component: nucleus. The coding region runs from base 104 to 1591 and encodes 495 amino acids. Gene Ontology annotation, biological process: DNA repair.
UGGCGUAGCGCUGCGCAGUGCGCGUGCGCCGCGGCCGUUGUGGCGGUUACGGAGGUUGAGCCCCCUCAGGGGUCGGGGCGGCCUCGCUGCGGCGCCGAGCGGGAUGGAGGAGGAAGACGAGGACUUCGUGUUGGCGCUGCAGCUCCAGGAGCUGUGGGAAGCGGAGGAUAAGGCGGCAGCGUGCUCGGAGGCCCUGCCGGACCUCUCUCCCCACAGGCCGCUGUCGGUGGUGGAUGAAGCCUGGGAGCUGCUGGACCCCAGCCCUGACGUGCGCGGCCUUUUCGUGCAGUUCAACGAGACUCUCUUCUGGGGGCGCCUGGCGGCUGUGGAGGUGUCGUGGAGCCCCCGUAUGACCCUCUGUGCUGGAGUGUGUAAAUAUGAAGGAAAAGGUGGAAUGUGUUCCAUUCGUCUCAGUGAGCCUCUCCUAAAAUUAAGGCCAAGGAAGGAUCUUGUUGAGACACUCCUACAUGAAAUGAUCCAUGCCCUGCUUUUUGUUACUAACAACGACAAAGAUCGGGAAUCUCACGGCCCAGAGUUCUGCAAACACAUGCGGCGCAUCAAUCGCUUGACUGGAGCCAAUGUCACAAUCUAUCACAGUUUCCACGACGAGGUGGAUUUGUAUCGGCAGCACUGGUGGCGCUGCAACGGCCCCUGCCGGAACCGCAAGCCCUACUUUGGGUACGUGAAGCGUUCCAUGAACAGAGCGCCCUCUGCACGGGACUUCUGGUGGGCUGAGCAUCAGGAGAAGUGUGGAGGUACAUUCACAAAAGUGAAGGAGCCAGAGAACUUCUCUAAGAAAUCCAAGGAGAAAACCCAGCCAGAAAAGGUUCCAGAUUCCAAGUCAACUAAUAAAGGCAAGACACAAAUGCAUGAUACACAAGAUCUGAUGCCUUUUAGUGGGAAAGGGUAUCGCCUUGGAGGAGGAAACAGUGGACUCUCAGAAAAAAAUACAAAUUCCAGCAGCAGUGUUAGAAACAGUGAAACACCAGGGUCACAGCAUCAUCCAGCUGUAAGGACAAUACCAGUCCCUAAAAACGAGAUAAAAUUUGAAAACUCACCCCGUAGUGGUAUCUUCUUUCCACUUUAUACCAAUGAUGCCAGUGAGAAAAUCAACUUAGCUUCAAAGCGAGAGUUUCCUAAGCCCUCUGUUGCUAAUACAAAAGCUUACAAGAAUGUUGGUGGAUCACCUGUUAAAAUUGCUCGUGUUACAGAAGAAAAAGCAAAGCAAAGCUCUGCAAAUGGCAAGAGGGUUGUACCGUUCCAUACCCGGCCACCAAAACAGAUUUGUGUUGAGCAGACAACAGCAGCUCAGGUCACAUCUGAGAAAAAAAGCCCUGAGUGUCCUAAUGCACGACAGCAAUGGCCAAAACUGGAAGACAGAACUGCCUUUGAAAACUAUUUCAUUAAAAAAGGGAGUACUGAUGUCCCUUUAAGUAUAAACACACCUGUGAAAACCAAAGCUGAAUCUACAGUGUCCUCAGCAAGUUCCAGCACUGCUGUGAGGCAGGAUAAAAAAGUCAGUUGUCCUGUUUGCCAGACUGAGGUUUUGGAGUCUAAAAUAAAUGAACACCUCGAUUCUUGUCUUGCAUAGGACCCUUCAGAAUGUUUUCUCAAAAAGAUAAAUCAGGGCUGAAAGCAUUGCUUGAAACCAAAUUUGCUCAGGAUUUGCUUAGCUGCAGUUAUUUCCCUAUGUGCCUGGUCUGAACUGGGCUGUAAACUUUCAGCAUGCUGAACAUCAGGUCUUGUGGAGCUGCACAUCAGUGCUGACUAGGAAGCCAGUUGCUACUUGCAUUCCAAAGUAUCCAGCACUUGUGUUUUAGCUGCUGGAUGUUUGUGCCAACGUUCUUGCUGCAGAAUCUGAGUGAUAGAAGAGAAGGUGGAUACUUGCUGAACUGCAUGUUUCCAAGGUAGUUUUAAAAAUUUAAACAUUUUUAAUCCUUCUGAUUCAUUUUUUGUUCUCAAGACCCCUUUGUGGUGGUGUUUUUAAGUGUCUUUGGCCAUUCUGUAAGGUAACCACCUGGAAAAGGUCAGACUUUGAGUUAAGUGGCAGGUGUUUUUAGAAGAGUAAAUAUUUUACAUAAGCCACAGCUACACUCAUGGUCCUUGUCACCUGUGACAUUUUAAAACAGGAGAUGAGAGUGACAAUCCUAAUUAUGGUUUUUCUUGACAUAGGUGGGAGAGGCAUAGGCAUCCUAAUCUUAGCAAAGCAUCCGUGUAGGGUUAAUGGAUGGAUGGCAACAGAGAAAAUUCAGAGGGGCACUGAAGGUGCUAGGGAAUCAAGCAUGGGAUACUUGGUAGAUGAGAGGGCUCUGCACUUAAUGGCUCAAUUGGAAAAGAUCAUUUUGGAGAGCUCUUUUUCAAGAAGGAUUUAAAAGUUGCCUAUACUUGGAGUGAUCAAGUGGAAGCUAUUAAAUGUCAGUCUUUGCUGUGUCUCUUGGUCCAGGAUCCUGGCUAGAUUGUCCACUUUUUCUGAUGGUUUGCACAAACUAUGUUGAAAGUUCACUACUUUUUAGGAUACGGGUAUUACCUGACCCCCAUAUGCUGUUACUAGUAAGGAAAAGCUGUGAGGAAUAUUGGUAGCAAUAAAGACUCUUCCUGUCUAUAUUAUAAAAGCCUUCAGAUUUUUCAGUUAAACUUCCAGUGCUGUACAGACCAAAAUGGCAUUAAAUAGACAGUUUGAUAGUUUUUGUUUUGCUUCCUCUGGAGGGAAGCCAGGAUGGUGGUUAGGAUCCAACCAACCAGGGAGUUGAGCACUAAAACCAUCCUGCUGUGAGAAGUUAGGAAUGCUGAGCAGAUGUGUUUUCUCUAGAAACUUGCUGAAAUGUUAAUAGUUCUCUUGUUGCACUGAAAGUAUUUAACUGGUUAAACAGUUAACAGCUUGAUUCCUUACUAGUAAAAAGGAGUAUAAAUAUUUUUGUUAAAAAAGAAAAAAAAAAGGAAAAAAAGAGAGGAAAGUGAAUUAUGCUGGUUUGUAUAUUACAGCUACAACUUCAAAUGGCUAUUAAUCUCAGAUGCACCCAUGUUUGCCUUUAAUUACUUGCUGCUCCCCUUUGACAUUGGGAAAUAAACUGAUGUGCAAUUGAAUUUGUCAAAUGAUACCUUUACUCUUUUCAAACAUUGGUGUAUUUUUUUAAAUACUGACAACUACAGAUAUUUCAUGUGAAUCGGGUUUUUCUUGCAUAUUCUGAAUAAACUGGUAUUUGAAUUCUCAA